Molecule: messenger RNA, 5998 nt
Organism: Rhinolophus ferrumequinum (greater horseshoe bat)
Lineage: Eukaryota; Metazoa; Chordata; Mammalia; Chiroptera; Rhinolophidae
Gene: RAB11FIP2
Product: RAB11 family interacting protein 2
Exons: 5
Coding region: 360-1898 (512 amino acids)
Biological process (GO): regulated exocytosis
Cellular component (GO): endosome; phagocytic cup
Molecular function (GO): small GTPase binding
Source: RefSeq, a predicted model, not a curated record
CAGGCCUGAGCGGCCGGUAGGCCGGGGAGCCGCCCGCCGCCGCCGAGGGCUUGUCCCGAGGGCCGGCGGAGCGUGAAGGUGCGGACGCGAGGCGGGGGUCCGCGCAGGGGCCGAGACGGCGCGGCCAGGUGAUGGUGGGCCCCUGUGCUGCUCCUGAGGAAAGGGGCCCACCCCAGGGCAGCCAUGUCCCCGAGCUGCCCCGUUGAGGCGCUUUGACAUCAGCCACGGGGAAGCUGGGCAGCUGUCAGUUUGCCUGGCUCUGUUAAGUGCCCUUAGGAUGCAGUGAUUCGGCUUUAGGCUCUCCCUGCCGGAGGGGCGCUGCCUGCGCUUGGGAACUCGGGGCAGAGAAAAAGGACAGAAUGAUGCUGUCCGAGCAAGCCCAAAAGUGGUUUCCAACCCACGUGCAGGUCACAGUGCUUCAAGCCAAAGAUCUUAAGCCAAAAGGCAAAAGUGGCACCAAUGACACAUACACCAUAAUUCAGCUGGGCAAGGAAAAGUACUCCACCUCUGUCGCUGAGAAAACCCUUGAGCCAGUCUGGAAGGAGGAGGCCUCCUUCGAGCUACCUGGAUUGCUCAUGCAGGGGAAUCCAGAGAAAUACAUUCUUUUCCUGAUAGUUAUGCACAGGUCCCUGGUGGGUCUGGAUAAGUUUUUAGGGCAGGUGGCAAUCAAUCUCAAUGACAUCUUUGAGGACAAACAAAGAAGGAAAACAGAGUGGUUUAGAUUAGAAUCCAAACAAGGAAAAAGAGCCAAAAACAGGGGUGAGAUAAAGGUCAAUAUUCAAUUCAUGAGGAACAAUAUGACAGCAAGUAUGUUUGACUUAUCCAUGAAGGACAAAACAAGAUCUCCUUUUGCAAAAUUAAAAGAUAAGAUGAAAGGUAGAAAAAAUGAUGGGACCUUUUCUGAUACGUCUUCUGCAAUCAUUCCAAGUUCUCACAUGCCUGAUGCCAAUUCUGAAUUUUCAAGUGGUGAAAUGCAGAUGAAAUCCAAACCAAAAAAGCCUUUCCUUUUGGGUCCUCAGCGACUCUCUUCAGCACAUUCAAUGUCUGAUUUAAGUGGGGCCCACAUAUCUUCUGAGAAACUGAAGUCUGGCACUAUCGGUCAAACGCAUCUUCUCGGACGCCAGAUAGAUUCCUUUGGAGCAGUUCCGGAAAGUGCAAGUCUCAAAUCUCCACACAGAAGAACAUUAAGCUUUGAUACUUCUAAAAUGUACCAACCUGACAGCGGCGUGGAUGAAGGUGAAUCAUCUCUCGGAAGACAAAAUGACCCAUUUACAAAUGUGACUGCUUCAUUACCCCAAAAAUUUGCGACACUGCCAAGGAAGAAAAAUCCAUUUGAAGAAAGCAGUGAAUCAUGGGACAGCAGCAUGAAUUUAUUUUCAAAAUCAGUUGAAGCAAGAAAAGAAAAUAAAAGAGAGAAAAGGGAGAAAGUUAGCCUGUUUGAAAGAGUGACUGGGAAAAAAGAUAGCAGAAGAUCUGAUAAACUUAACAAUGGGGCAUCGGAUAGCCCUUGUGACUUGAAAUCACCUAAUGCGUUUAGUGAAAAUCGUCAGGACUAUUUUGAUUAUGAGUCAACUAAUCCGUUUACAACAAAAUUCAGGGCUUCAAAUAUAAUGCCACCUUCAAGUUUUCAUAUGAAUCCGACAAGCAGUGAAGACAUCAGGAAAAUCCCGGACAGCAACCCGUUUGAUGCCACUGCAGGGUACCGGAGCCUGACCUACGAGGAGGUGUUGCAGGAGCUGGUGAGACACAGAGAGCUCCUUAGGAGAAAAGACACCCACAUCCGGGAACUGGAGGACUACAUUGACAACCUCCUCGUGAGGGUGAUGGAAGAAACACCCAGUAUUCUUAGAGUGCCGUAUGAACCGUCCAGGAAAGCUGGCAAGUUCUCCAAUAGUUAAUAAGCCAAUUGUACUGCAUUUAUAAUUGGGGGGCGUAAAAGAAAGGAAGAAAGAAAAACUUGUUACUGAAAAAGACUACACUUACAGGUUUCUUUACAUACACUCUUCCAUUGUCAAAAAUUGUUUUACCUGUAAAUAUUAGCAGGGACUAUCAAGAGUGACCUUUGAAGUGAGCGAAAUAACGUAACUUUUAAAGUGAACUCGGGCCAGGUUCUCAAUAAAUAAACAGUUCCUUAGGAUUCACUUGGGUGCUGGAGCUGGUCCACUAACUUGCCAUAGGCCUAGAAAUAAUCUUCAGAAGCAUAUGACUUAUUCCUCAGGAAUAGAUUUCUUAUAAAGCAGAAUUGAUACUGUGGUGGGAUUAUCAGCAUUCAAUUUGUAGACAUGUUUAGCUGCAGGAAUACUCAUUAUAAACACUACUUAAAAAGUUCAUAUUUUAUAUUACAUAUAUAUGUACAUGAAUAUAUGUUCAUGUAUCUUUGUAUAUAAAAUAUAUGCGUAUACCUCAUAUAUACAUGUGUUUCUAAAACAUUUUAAAAUAACUGGUUGCCUCUAAAAUUAGGAUACCAAUUUCUAAAUUUGAAAAUGUUUUUGUGCUCUGCUGAUGCAAAACAAAUCAUUGCUACUACAGUGUUACGAUUUGUUACAGAAAAAUUGCUUCAAAUCACUCUUGACUAUGUGAACCUUGGUUUCAAAAUGAGCUGCUACUACAUGUUAUUCCAGCGUCGAAUUUUUGCUCUUUUUCCAAAAGUAAUGCUCCAAAGUCCUUUUUAAAAUAAUGGCAUAUUUUAGGAAACUUCACAACAGCAUGGAUUUCUUGAAUUCAUUUUUUAUCUUAACCUUUGGGUUUCAUUAAAGCUAUAAGCAGAAGCUAACGUAAUUGGUGAGAUUCUGAAUGCCUUUAAUUCACUAGCAAAGAAAAUAUUAAGAAGCUAAAUCUCAAUUAUAAUUUUGGGGGGAAAAGUAGGUGAUUGUCUGAUGCCUGAUAACCCAAAGGAAUGGGCAAAUUCUAGGAAUAAAGAAUUAGGCUUGGUUUCAAGUUACAUAAAUAAUUGAACAGAUGGUUGCAUUUGGGUCUUGAACCAAAAUAACAGUUACUAAAGGAGGAGUGAGUUUUUAGAACAGAUCAUUUCUGAUGUGACAUUAAACACUAUUCUACGUCCACCCUUUAAGGAUUGAUUUAUCAUAAAAUUAUAUGUCGGCUCCUUUUGUAAGUCUGCUCCCCCAAAAUGAUUACGCCCAUGAAUUAUAUUCAUAUAUGUGUACAAAAUUAGUCUGAAAUUUAAAGUGAAAAACAAUGAUUAUAAAAAUAUUACUAAUCAACUAUUGCUAUUUUUUACCUUAAAAAUCUAAAAUACUUACUAUGAAACACUGAAUCUGUGUUUUCUGAAAUUAAAAUGAAAAAUAUACCUGUAUAUGGAGACAUAUACUCCCCAGUCUUUUAAUGAACUACAUUUUUGUCUAAUACUUAUCUCUACUAAGACAUCUUUGAAAGUUAAAUACAAAGCAGAUAUAAUAGUUUUGCUCAUUUAAAUAUUUUGAAUCACAUACUUGGCCAAGCGUAUAUUCAAUUCAUAAGCUAAAAUCCCUUAUUAUUUAUAUUUUCUGGGUUUCUUGAGUUUUCCUUUGAGAGCAUACAUUUUGAAAUUCUGAAAAUUUUCCCAAAGUACAAAAUAAUUAAAUAAUUUUUUUAAAUGAAGAAAUGGAGAAGGAAAAUCAGCUUUUACCAACUUUUCCUUCACCUACGUAUUUCUGUGAUAAACCUCAAAAUCUGAUGUAGAAUUUUAUUUUCCCAUUUGAGGUCUUAGUAAUUUCUUUUUUUUAAAAAUGUGCCAUUUUUAAUUAACAUUUAUUAAAUAUUACAAAGUUCUUAGCAUUUGUUUUUUCUGUUAGUAUAAUUGAAGCUCUUACAUUUUUUAAAAGACCGAAGUCCAUAUAUUUUUACUAUUAUGAUAGAUUAUCUGCAGAUAUUUUAAUAUGCCUUGGCCAAAUUUGCUCGUUGUAGAAUGAACCAAGAUGUUGGUUUUGUAUUGGGGGUAUGUUUUAUGUGAGUAGACCUCAUUAAAAAGUAUGGUUCAAAUACUGCUGUUCUUCUUAUGAGGAAAUUCAUUUUUAAGGAGAAAUUCUUUGCCUGUCUAAAAACUGUUAAGAAUUAGACUUAUUCACAUAUGAGUGUUUUGGUUAUAACUGAGUCAAUAUUUUUAUCUUUAAAUCUGAGACAAGAAUUCUAUUGAAAACUCAAUCUGCAUUCAUCACUUCCUGAAAAUGUUCUGUUCUGAUGUUUAUGAAUUUUUGCUCAUGAACCAGAGUAAAACUUAUUAUAUAUUUUCAUAAUCUGUCAAUAUAAUAAACUAAAAACAAAAAGUGAAAAUGAGUGCCCAAGUAAACAUACCAGUGUUUCCUAUCCUUGGGCAGAAGUGCAAACAGAGUAGUUUUAUUUUCUGGCAUUGUAGAAGAAAGGCCAAAAAGAUCACCUUAGUUUGUUUUUCCAAAAUGUAACUUCUGAGUAUUCUGAUGGUAUAUUUUGUUACCAGUAGUAGCUUAGAAAAGGAAAUAAAAUAUAAGUACUCAUUAAAUAAUGCACAACACUAUAGACUUAAACAGAUUUUAGUUUUAUGGUUUAAAAAUGUAUGCUCAAAAACAUUCCCACCAACAAGAGGAUUUUUUUUUAAAUUGCAGAAUUGAUACUUAUCUCAAACCUAUCUUAACAUACCUCUGUUAUGUAAUUAAAUAUUUCUAUCAUUUUAAAAAUAGUAUUAUUUUAUAACCAUUCCCCUCGCAGUUUUAAAAUUCAGUUUUGAAAACAUUGAACAUACUGCCCUAUCACUUAUGCAUCAGGUUUCAUUUAUUGAAUACCAGAGUUGUAUCUUAGAAUUGUAUAUAAAAUGACGUGUCACCCAUUCAUGAAAAAUGUUUAAGUAUUGCUUCUGGCUGUUAUAUUCUGCAUCGAGCGUAGUUUUGCCAUUCUCCCAUGACUGUAGUAUUAUCCAUAGAUUAUACAUAACUACAUCUAUUGCUUUUGGCAGUAAAUGAAGAUUUAGUUGUAAUUUUCCAGCUGUGAAAAUGUUGCCUUGUAUUUUAAAGGGUUUUGUAGAUGGAAACCUAAGUAAAACUCAGCUCGUUCGUGACACACUUGCUUUCCUCACAUCCUUCCUUCACCAGCUCUCUGCCCUCACACCCCCCUGCCUACCACCCCCAUAAGGGUGCUUAUUCUUUAGCAAGGGAAAUCUUAAAUUGGAAAAACAACAACAACAAAAAAAACACCUCUCUUUAAUAUGUCUAGUAAUUGUUGCAUUGGAGCUUUUAUUUUCCUCUGUAGCUUUUUAGGAAAAGCAACCUACCUUGGAUUUGUAAGUCAAGCGGAAAGUUUUUGAUGUCCAUGUACUCGUCUGUCUUGUAGGUAGAUACGGUAGGUGUCACUUGUGUACGUGUGAGUGAAGUCUAAAGCAUGCUCAUUGACUCGAUCUCUUUGAAGUAAGAGGUAAAGAAUCCCAGUGCUGCUGUUCAUGACGGUAGAUGGAAGGGUCUGUCAGCACACAUUUGAAAGCCCCUGUUUUCACAGAUUUAUAACUUUAAUAAUCCAGAUGCAAUUAUUGGAAGUGUUUAAUAUGCAAUAGGUAGCACCUUAACUAACUAAUCUGCAUAUGAAGCGUUUUCUGAUGUAUUUAAUAAGUAGUGUAGAAGUUCUUCAAGCAUUAAACCAGAGUUGGCAUUUUAUUUCAUUUAUUUUCUAUGUCAAAAAAUCCACUCUUACCAUGGAAUUGAAGUCUGUAACAAAUGAUAAUGGGGCCUAUUAAUCUCUGAAUCUUCCAGGUGGUUUGUAUUUUAAGGUACAAAAAAAUGCUGCAGAUCUAGAAAUGUAUAUAGUUAGCAGGUAUUUGAAAGAUAUAAGCAUUAUUUAUAACUGAAGAGUAUUAUAUUACACUUACUAAGUAAAAUGGUCUAACAACUUGUAUACAUUUUUACAGGUACAAACUCAAAAGCGUGUAAGCAUUGCAUAAUGUGACAAUUGUAUAAUUUAUGUGAUCUGAUGCAUGAAUCAGAAUUUUUAUAUAAUAUAUGAUUGAUUUAUUAUAGUUGAUUAAAGUGUUUAAUCUUAA